Cynara cardunculus var. scolymus (artichoke) is the source of this 951-nucleotide messenger RNA. RefSeq names its product peptide methionine sulfoxide reductase A5. The transcript has 4 exons. The coding region runs from base 94 to 837 and encodes 247 amino acids. The record is from RefSeq and is a predicted model, not a curated record. Gene Ontology annotation, biological process: cellular response to oxidative stress. NCBI's taxonomy places the organism in Eukaryota, Viridiplantae, Streptophyta, Magnoliopsida, Asterales, Asteraceae. Gene Ontology annotation, molecular function: peptide-methionine (S)-S-oxide reductase activity. Gene Ontology annotation, cellular component: cytoplasm.
ACAAUACCAUUCCGUGUUCCUAAUCGGAGAUCGGCCCUAAUCGAUCGGAACUUAUCUCCGGUCAAUAGCCCGGAGAACCACGUAGAAACCCUAAUGAAGAUUUAUCAUCUUCAACAAAUCUUGUCAUAUUUUUUUCUUGGCAUUAUAGUGUCGGCUGAUGUAACUCUUGGGAUUAGAUUUCCGAAUCCGAUUUCUCAAGUCAGCGGAAAUCCUCCCGAUCAGCUUCUCAAGACAGCGGUUUUCUCUCUUGGAAGCUUCUGGAGGUCGGAAUCUGUGUUUGGUUGCUUGGAUGGAGUUGUGAGGACCACUGUUGGCUACGCCGGUGGAUCUAAAUCCAAUCCCGAGUACCGAAGCUUGGGUGAUCACGCCGAAUCCGUACAGAUUGAAUAUGAUCCUCGGCUGAUUAAUUUCAGGCAACUUUUGGAGGUCUUCUGGUCUAGCCACGACUCUAGGCAAGUGUUUGGACAAGGUCCUGAUGUCGGCAACCAAUACAGGUCUAUUAUUUUUACUAAUGGAACCGAUGAGUCCAGAUUGGCUGCCGUGAGCAAAGAAAGAGAGCAAACUAAGUCGAGGAGUAGCAUUGUAACUACCCAAAUUCAACAGCUUGGAACCUUUUAUCCUGCAGAGCCUGAACACCAGAAAUUCGAGCUAAAACGAAACCCCUUCCUUCUUCAGCUGAUUGGUAACUUGGCGGAAGAAGAACUGGAGAAAUCAAGAUUGGCAUCGAAGCUGAACGGAUAUGCAGCAGAGCUGUGUCCGCCAAGAAUCCAGAGUCGGAUAGAUGGCAAGAUCAAUGAAAUUAUACGAAAAGGGUGGCCUAUUUUACAAGAUCUGUAGGUAAUGUUAAAGAGUCACGUGUAUUUUUCUAAGUUUUUGAGUUGAUAUUUUUUAAUGCAUUAUAUUAUCAGAAGCAUCAUCAUAUUCAUGAAAACUACUGCUACUGCUACUGCU